Molecule: messenger RNA, 1349 nt
Organism: Daucus carota subsp. sativus
Lineage: Eukaryota; Viridiplantae; Streptophyta; Magnoliopsida; Apiales; Apiaceae
Product: LOB domain-containing protein 21
Exons: 1
Coding region: 569-1069 (166 amino acids)
Source: RefSeq, a predicted model, not a curated record
CAGCAGAUGCAUAUCUCCAUAGUCCAGAGAUUACAUAUAUAAUAAGGUGAUACAAUGUUGUUGGUGUUACUGUUGGUUUCUUCAGUUUUGGCCCCAUUACAUCUUACCCAGAUUCCCUAUCAUACCCUCCUGGCCAAUACUUGUUUCCUACUAGUUGAUCAUGUUUAUCUUCCAUGUUAACCAGAUUCCCCAACAUACCCUUGCAGUCUACGCCAUUUUACAGACCUAGGUUUCCUUGUUGAAUGUUUUAUCUUUUCAUCUCUACUUAAAAAAAUAUCUCCAUCAAUCUACUUUGUUGAUGAACCAUCAUGUCUUGGCACACCUAAGCCAUAAUGGUCACAUCUGCUUUCUUCAAUGCAUUAUCAUGUCUCUUGUAAUCUCUGGCCUUAUAAAGUCAUGUUCCCCUUUUCUGCACUUUGAUUUUCGUAACGUUUUGUGUUUUUUUUUGGCUUGUGCUGCGAGAUCAUGAUCUUGUUAAUUGUGUUAUUAGGGUGAUAAUUUGAUGAGUUAAGAGGGGUAUAAAGGUGGUGGACCGGGAGCAUAGGAGGUCUUGACAUAAACAAAAGUGAUGAGGAGUCAAGAGCCUCGUUCCACCUCUUCUUGUUCAGCUUGUAAGCUGUUGAAGAGGAGAUGUGUGCCGAAUUGCUUGUUCGCGCCUUACUUUCCGUCUGAUGAGCCGAAGAAGUUUGUCAAGGUUCAUAAGGUGUUUGGAGCUAGCAAUGUGAGCAAGAUUCUGAAUGAGGUGGUGAAGGAGCAGCGGGAGGAUGCUGUCAACACGCUUGUUUUUGAGGCCGAGGCGAGGCUCAAGGACCCGGUUUACGGAUGCAUUGGGGAGAUUGCUUCGUUGCAAGGGAAGAUGGCGCAGCUUCAGCAUGAUCUUGCUGUUGCUAAGGCUCGGCUUGCUCACUGUGCUGUCGUCAAGGCUUCCACUUCGUUGCUGCCAGUUGAUGAUCAGCUGGAAAUGCUUCCUUUCAAUCCUGUGUACGAUGGAUUCUUCGACGGGCAAGUCUUUGAUAUUGAUCAAACUCAUGUCGUCGACGGGUUCAGUGAAGCUCCGUUUCUCUUAUGAUCUCUAGCUGAUCUCCAUAUAUAUGUCGAACACAGGGAUCAAAGUGACUUCAUCAAUGGCUUUCACGAAGCUCCUUUUCGGUUGUGAUCUCUCCUUGAUCCUCAUAUGUACCUGUAUGUAAGUCCAGUUUAUGAUCAGAAUCUGUGGUUUCUCUCAUGUUACAUUAACAAUAAUAAUCAGCAUGUGUCCUAUAACUUGUAAGCUCCAAAAACGAAUCUGACUAGUGCUGUAAGAGUUGCAACAAAUUAAAAAAAUAAAUAAAUAAUGUGUGAUUGAUUAA